Gossypium arboreum is the source of this 747-nucleotide messenger RNA. RefSeq lists its product as uncharacterized. Bases 1 to 747 code for a protein of 248 amino acids. The record is from RefSeq and is a predicted model, not a curated record. The transcript has 4 exons. NCBI's taxonomy places the organism in Eukaryota, Viridiplantae, Streptophyta, Magnoliopsida, Malvales, Malvaceae.
AUGGGAUAUUUGGGUAGGACAGCAAGCUUUAAGCGUCACAAUGCAAAGUCUUCUUCCCCUAUGGGAGCAUGCUACAGAUGUGGUUCUCUUGACCAUUUCCUUAGAGAUUACCCGGAGCGAGCUGAUAAAGAGGUCGAAUUAGCCCCGAAGCCAAAUGCUCCUAUUUCUAGAGGUAGACCUCCGAGACAUCCCGGAAGUGCAAGUGGCAGUCGAAUUGUUGCCAAGGAUACUACUACAAAAUCUGAGGCUCGAGCCCUGAUGAGAUCUUAUGCAGUACGCGCUCAAGAGGAAGCCUCUACUCCCAAUAUCAUUACGGGUAUAUUUUCUCUUCAUAAUGUCCAUGUUAUUGCCUUGAUUGACCCGGGAUCGACCCAUUCAUACAUUUGCGUGAAAUUGGUGCCUAGCAUGAAUAUGUCUUUGGAACCUACAAAAUUUGUGAUUAAGUUUGAUGUAAUACUUGGCAUGGACUGGUUGGCCAUUCACGAUGUGAUAGUAAAUUGUGGUAGCAAGUAUAUUGCAUUGAAAUGUUCAAAUGGCAAAGUUCUCCGAGUUGAUUCAAAAUUGGAGUUGAAGAUUGAGUCGGUACCAAUAGUGCAUGAAUAUCCAGAUGUGUUUCCAGAAGAGUUGUCUGGUUUGCCUCCUCUUAGAGAAGUAGAAUUUGGUAUUGAGCUUGUGCCAGGAACAACACCUAUUUCUAUUGCCGCGUAUAGGAUGGCACUAAUCGAGUUGAAAGAGUUAAAAGCAUAG